Messenger RNA from Zingiber officinale, 1615 nucleotides. Its product is annotated as pyruvate dehydrogenase E1 component subunit beta-like. NCBI's taxonomy places the organism in Eukaryota, Viridiplantae, Streptophyta, Magnoliopsida, Zingiberales, Zingiberaceae. Gene Ontology annotation, biological process: pyruvate decarboxylation to acetyl-CoA. Gene Ontology annotation, molecular function: pyruvate dehydrogenase (acetyl-transferring) activity. The record is from RefSeq and is a predicted model, not a curated record. Bases 143 to 1339 code for a protein of 398 amino acids. The transcript is spliced from 4 exons.
CUCCACUCGCCUCGUUCGCUCCGCCGUUAGCGUGAGGCCGCGAGCAUAAUAUCUGCUCCUCAAGCCUCGGCCUUUCUCGUCCUCCUCCUCCUCCUCCUCGUCUUCCUCUUUCUCCUCUCUCUGGGUUUGAUCCGCUUCGGAAAUGGCGGCAUCACUCCAGUCGGCAGUGUUCCUCUCAAAUCGUAUUGAUCCGCACAGGCGUCUCUUUGCAUCCCCUGCGAGAUCUCUUCCAGGAACGAAAGGAAGCAUCUUGGUUGUUAGAUCCGAUGGAAGAAUCUCCGGUAGGCUCAGUGGAAGGAAUUUGAUCACAAAUGCCGUUGCAACGAAGGCCGAUACUCCUACAAGUUCCACCGACUCUAAACCUGGUCAUGAACUGCUAUUGUUUGAGGCUUUACGAGAGGGACUGGAAGAAGAGAUGGACAGAGAUCCUCGAGUUUGUGUCAUGGGGGAAGAUGUGGGGCAUUAUGGUGGCUCAUACAAGGUGACCAAAGGUUUGGCUCCAAAGUAUGGAGAUCUUAGGGUCCUCGACACCCCUAUUGCUGAAAACUCCUUUACAGGCAUGGGCAUUGGAGCUGCAAUGACGGGCUUAAGACCUGUUAUUGAGGGCAUGAAUAUGGGAUUCCUCCUCCUGGCGUAUAACCAGAUAUCAAACAACUGUGGCAUGCUUCACUAUACUUCUGGUGGUCAAUUUAAAAUCCCAGUGGUUAUUAGAGGCCCUGGAGGUGUUGGGCGGCAACUAGGAGCAGAACACUCGCAGCGCUUGGAGUCGUACUUUCAGUCAAUCCCAGGCCUGCAAAUGGUUGCCUGCUCAACGCCUUAUAAUGCCAAGGGCCUUAUGAAAGCAGCAAUAAGAAGUGACAAUCCAGUGGUGCUGUUUGAGCAUGUCCUGCUAUACAACUUGAAAGAGAGAAUCCCAGAUGAGGAGUAUGUUCUGUGUCUGGAGGAGGCGGAGAUGGUGCGACCUGGUGAGCAUGUUACAAUCCUCACCUAUUCGCGCAUGCGGUAUCAUGUGAUGCAGGCUGCAAAGACGCUGGUCAACAAAGGAUAUGACCCUGAGGUCAUUGACAUCAGGUCACUGAAACCAUUUGAUCUCUACACCAUCGGGAAUUCUGUGAAGAAGACUCAUCGUGUGCUGAUUGUGGAGGAAUGCAUGCGAACAGGAGGAAUAGGUUCGAGUCUUAGGGCGGCGAUAAUUGACAACUUCUGGGACUAUUUGGAUGCUCCGAUCAUGUGCUUGUCCUCGCAGGAUGUACCAACACCGUACGCAGGGACCUUGGAGGAGUGGACUGUGGUGCAGCCAGCACAGAUAGUGGCUGCAGUUGAGCAACUCUGCCAAUAAAAGGUGAUUCAACUGGCUGUUAGUACUCCACACCACCACUUACAGUUAAAUUUCUCGUCUAAUUUGAGUUUUCCCCCUACUCUAUAAGAUUGUUAUAUAAUCAGCUUGAAAUGUUUGCUUCUACUUUUCAAAGGGAGUAUGGAUUUUGGUUCGUUCAUUGAAACCAAAUCCUAGCAAUUGAUUGUCGUUUCACUUUUGCAGUUUUCGCCUUCAUUGUGUUCCUUUAGCAUGAAACUUAUAUAAUAUUUCAAAUAUAUUUCUUUUGAGAUCAUGCUA